This is a messenger RNA of Leptomonas pyrrhocoris, 6975 nucleotides long. RefSeq lists its product as hypothetical. The record is from RefSeq and is a predicted model, not a curated record. NCBI's taxonomy places the organism in Eukaryota, Euglenozoa, Kinetoplastea, Trypanosomatida, Trypanosomatidae. Bases 418 to 6975 code for a protein of 2185 amino acids. The transcript has a single exon.
GUUCAAUUCACUGUGGAGUGGAGAAGUUCGAGGCACACUGCCAGGCCACUCGCCGCCCCUCCUACCUAACGUUUAUAUAUAUUGUUAUUUUGGCUACAGGUGCGCGGUAGAAGAGAAGGAGUUAAACAGCCCGGUGCCCUUCACCAUCACGUCGUACACGUUCUCCCUCGUGUGCCAGUUGCCCGUCUGUCCGAGUACCACGGCGUGCCGCCGCCUCUCUUCCUACGCAUUGAGCGAAAACGCCUGACGAUCGUUGCCAGAAGAAACCACCAACAACAAAAGAGAAAACAACCUUUGUAUCUCUAGAUAUUUUGUUCUUUUCAUUAUUUCCUUCGUGUUUCGUCAUCAUUUUUCGGUGCCUUCCCUCUUCUUCCUCCUGCUGCUUUGCUGUUCGUUUUGUUUUUGAAUUUGGCGAACAUGUCGGCUAGGGCGGGUAACUCGAUUCGGAACUCGCGCUCGCCUGCCGCCAGCACCGCGCGGCGCGACGUUGGCGCGGCGGGUCAGCGGGACCUCAACACGGCAGCGGCAGAUGACCUGGGCGGCGCACAGACGUACACCCCUCACCGAUCGCAGCCGCUGCCGAGCGAGCCAGCCCCACGACCGCCGUUCUCCGCGGUCCAUCGCCGUCCAACAAGCCACAGUCGCAACAUUCCCUUUCACUCCCGCUCGGCGCGGACGGUGCUGCCGCCUGCCGUGCUUCCACGACCGCAACACGGGGCUUCUCAACCGCCCACGUCGCAGCAGCCGCAGCAGCAGUUGUUUGCGGGUGGCCCUCUCCGGGCCAACUCACAUAACGUCACCUCUCAUCCGCAGCAGCGUCCCUCCCCGCGGCAGGCUUCAACGCAGACAACAACGAACUCUUCGAACCACACGUCCGCGAGUGACGUGGUGGUGCCGUCCUCGGCGCCGGUCUCCUACGCGCUGCCGCGGGAUCGGGGCGUGUACCCGGCAGCUCCGCGUGGGGUGGCGCGUUCUUCUCCAUCGCUGCACCGCGUCCACGCGGAUGGCUCCCACGACAACAGCAACGAGCUCAGCAGCCGCUACUCCAACAACACGUCGGCCGUGCGGGGGAGUGGAAGUCGGCAAGAGAGCAGCCGCGGUUCUCCGUCGCGCCCGCCGCAGCCGUCUUCGGAGGUGAACGGACGGGCGCCUCCUCCGACACCGCCACCACCGCAACGGCAGCCGUGGCCGCGCGCACAGCCGUCGCCGCCGCGUGUACAUGGGCGCCCCGGCGGGGUUUACGUGGAGCUGAUGGAUUCCAUUCCAAGCGCGAACGCGUAUGCCCCUCCGCGUCCGCCUCCACAGCAGCAGCUGCAACUACAGGGAAGACAGGACUCUCCUGCACAGCGGUACUCCUCCUCACCGCCGGCCGCGUCGACUGCGCUCGCACUGCGUCCGUCGCCGCGCCCGGGCUACAACCGCGGACGGUCGGGGGAGGACAGCCAAGACAGGGGCACCAGCACAGACGACCUGGAUGCCUACGCCUACGCCUACGCAGCACCACCGCGACACACGCAGCAGCAGCAGCAGUACAACCCUGUUAACUACCAAGCCGAAGUGCCAGCCCAAUUCCACGGGGUGACUCACUAUAAUCCACCUCAGCACCAGCAGCAGCAGCCAGCAAGACCCGCCAAUUACUACGCAUUGGCCCCGUCCCUGCGACUGGCACAGCACCGUCACGUCCGUCGUAUUGUGGCAGGUGAAGUGGACCGCGUGCCGCCGCAGUGGCGCUAUCAAAUUCUGCUGCAGCAGCACGGCCGAGUAGAGGAGGAGGACGCGUCGUACGAGGCCCCACCACCGCGCAACGACGAACGUCGCCCGCCGCACUCACAGCAAUAUCGACUGCCACCACCACCGCCGCCACAACAGCAGUACCAGCAGCAGCUGCCUCCACCUCGCCAGAUGCAUAAUGCAGCGCAGCGGCUCAAUCUGGACAACAGCGCCAGCGUUCUGAGCAACGCCAGCAGCACCCCCAGCAGUCGUACGCGUCAGGUCUUCCGCCAUCGACAGCGCCAGCAGCAGCAGCAGCAGCGGCAACAGCGGCAACAACCCUUUAUGACGGGCGCACUGCCGGCUGGCAGCCCAUACGGUGCGACACCCACCUACACCGUGGUGAUGCCGCGGACGCGUCGGGUGCCGGCUGGACUGUACGCCCCCUUCACCCUCCCCCCUCCCCCGCGGAGGCAGCAGAGCCAUCAACAGCACCAGCAAUCAGGACUCCCGCCGCCACCGCAGUUGGGGGAGGCUGAAGAAGACAUGGGCGAGGCGGUGACCGAGGUGGAGCCGACGGUGGAGGAGCCAUACCUCGUUCUGGAUGAAGCCGGCGGUCGCGUGGUAGAGUACGAGCCUGAGCUUCCACGCCAGCAGCAGCAGCAGCGGCAGCAACAGAAGCACGCGGAGCGUCCCGCGUCCCCCGUGCGGGAUGCCGCUCCGGUGGUCCCGGUCGCCGCGUCGAACGCACCGCCGCGGGCGCCGAUGGUGCGUCACGUUGUUCACUACUACCCACAUCCUCAACAUCAGCAGCAACAGUCGCCUCCGCAAAACGCGUACAACGUACUGACGCCAUCUGAGGAGACGUACGAAGGAAGCUUAGACAGCCACGACGACGAUGCGGGGGCGGCAACGCUGCCUGCUAACGCAGUGGCACCGCAGCGCCGACCGCCGCCGCCACCGCCGCCGCUGCAGAAGCAGCAGCAGAGUCCCAAAGCACCAAAAGACCGUCUACACGAUCGCACCCCCUCCGGAGGCUCUCAACAGGCCCCACCCCCCACGCUGCCACCGCCGCGGCCGCUGCGCUCGGACGACAGCUUCAAACCUCCUCAGCUGGAGGAUGGUGAGGGAGUGCGCCGGGAACACCUUCCCAGCACCACGGAAGAUCGUCCCUACCGCCUCUACCCAACACGUCAGGAAGCUCACGCCGGUGUGGACGGUCCUCUUCCGCCGCCGCCGGCGCAGGCGAUCUCCGAGCACCCGUCCAGCGCGACGCUCGCCGCCCCCCUGCAGCCGAGUUAUCGUCCGGAUGGGCGAGCUCUGAUGUUAGUGCAGGAGCUGCAGAGCGAUCGACUAUUAGCGGACGGAGAGGGAGAGGAGGAGAAGGCGACGCGGAAGGAAGAAGAAGCGCCACCGCGCGCAGCACACCCGCCACGGCAGCGCCAUCGCGGUUCGCCGCCGGCAGGUCGUCGGCCACGCGGACAGCAGUCCUCACCGUUAGCCAAACAGCAGCAGCAGCAGCAACAGCCGGAGCCACCUCUUCCGCCGCCGUCUCCCCCACCCACUCCUCCUGCUCCAGCUCCAGCAGAUACGAAACAUGAAGAAAAGGCCGAAGAACAACCGCACGAGCAGCACUCCAUCGUGAAGGACUCAAAUGGCAGUCCGAGCCCCGACAUCGACUCCACCGUCGACCCGGAAGACCUCAUGGCACAACAGGAAGCCAAAAAGCUGGCAGAGGAGCUGGUGCGACGCUCGCUGCUGCCCCCCACGCCGUAUGUGCCUGCGCAGCCGCUGAACGCGCCGGCAUCCUUCAUCGCCGACAGCGAGGCGGAAGACAGCGGGGACUUCGCGACGCAGAUCCAGCACCUCCGCCACAACGCCAUCAACGCCACCAACGUCGCGGUGCAGGGCGGCGGUCGUAACGUCCAUGCUGCCGAGAGCCCACCACCGGUGGUGGGAGGGGCAAUGCAUACGGAGGAUGCAGCCACGCCAUCGGCAAGAGAGGAAACAACUGCGCCACAACAACACGCGGACCGCCGGCGAGACAGUGCACAGGAAAGCAAGGAGGUGGUGGCCGAACCGAUAAUGGCGUACCGCGACAGCGCGACGUCGUCUUCCGACGAUGAUGCGGAGGAGGAGGAGGAAGACGCGGUGGCCACGGCACACGCCAGCCCGAUGAGCGCCGACAGCGCCGCAGCGCACUCAGUUCACGUGGCACGAGGCAAGGAGGCGCCGACGGAAGACGCGCCUGCGAGACAGGACUCCUUCGAGGGACUGAGCCCGUCUUCUCCGGAGAAGACACCAGCGGCAGCGGAUGAUAACAACAGCGAAGAAGGCAACAACUCGCUGCGAGGGCCCCGCGGAGAGUCACGCAGCGACGCGACGAAAGAAGAGGACGACGUCGAUGCGAACCCGCCUUGCGAUGGCGACGCCGAUGAUCAUCAGCAACAACAGCCUGCAGUGGAGGAACUCUCGAUUCAUGAACAGCAGCAGCGGCAAGUCGCAGAAGGUGAAAGUGCCGAAGAGCCCUCCGCGGCUGCGGCGGUGGCGGUCAACGAGGAAGGCGAAGCUGACGUGGGUCUGUCACCGCUGGAGAUGGGCGAGCUCUACGGCUACGUUGACCCGCUCGAGGAAGCCGCCAUGGACGCCGCCUACAUGCUCGACACGCUGGAGUAUCAGUACGUCACCGUGAACGAGGUGACCGGUGAGGAAAUGGAGGACCUCGUGCACGUCGUGGAGCUGAACCGAUACAAUCGCGUUGGGGAGCCACGGUACUUUGAGCCGAAAGGGCUGUUCUCGGAUGUGCUGCCACUACUGCGGUACCCGACUGUAACUUCAGACGAGGCGGCCGCGUCGGACGAAAAUGGCGCCGCCACCGCGCUCACGUACAUGCCACUGACCGAGGCCGCGUACCAGAAUCUGUGCGCCGUGAUUUGGCUCUCGCGCCUGCACAGCGAGGACGCGGCACGCCUGCUCGCGGUCGCGCAAGGUCCGUCGCCGCCUCGAGCCACGCACAGCGGCAACGCAGACGCAGACGCAGACGCUGAUCUGUUUUGUUUCACCUCAGCCUGUCCGACGUACUACUUCGACCACCCCUCUGCCAACCUGCUGGAGCAGCUCGACAGCCUCGUGGCGCAGCACGUGCAGUCCGCCACGGACGACGCCUGCGCGCAGUCCCGCGAAUCCCUUCCUACCGUGUGCGCACGCCUCGCGGAUCGCAACAACCUGUCGUGCCUCCCACCCGCCGUGUGGCAGCAACGGCAGCAGCAGCAGCAGCAGCAGUCGUCGUCCACACAGCUCAACAUCGCGUCGUUUGCGGACCACGUGACGGAGGUGCUGCUGACCGCCACGGUGCCGCAGGAGGCUGCACGUCGGCAGGCUGUCCGUCGCCGCGCAACGAGCGAAGCGGAGCUGCACGCGCAGCAGACGUGGUCGCUCUUCCUCGGUGCGCUGCCGUGGAACUACGAUGAGGCGGUGGAGGUCGAGACGCUGCCUGCGAUGCCCACCGCGGCGGCUCGCCUCUCCUACGCCUUCGCGUACAAGGCACGCAUACGCAACUUAGAAGGCGGUCUCGGUGCGCUGACCUUCUCCGCGCUGAGCGCGCAGGUUCCGGAUGCGGCGGUGGUGGACAGCCUCCUCAUGCUAGAGAAGCUGCGGCUGGCGUUGCUCUACAGCUACAAGAACGUCGCCGCGUGUUGUGCGCUGCGGCAGAGGGCCGUGAAGGAGCAGGGCGUCGCGACGUCAUCGUCGGCGAGGCGUAACAGCCAGGCAGACGGACACGUUGGCAGCCAUAACAAUGCUGAAUGGAACAGCCCGGUCUUCUCUGCGUAUUUGCAUCUGUGGGAGGACAGCCGGAACACCGAGGCGGCGCUGGUGGCCGCGGAGGGAGGGGCGGCCAACGGCGGUGGUGGUGGCGAUGAUGACGACGACGUGGUCGACCUCUACAGCGUCGCGGUGCAACUCAACUGCUUCUUCCCGACCAAGACGGAGCGCGGCAUCAAUCAGCUCUGCGCGGCCAUCAUUGAAGACUUAAUUGCGAUGGACGCCGUGCUGGUGCCGGAGGAGGUGCACACGCCGGAGGGAGCAGUGCUGACGGACCGCACCGCGAUUGUGGACGCGCUCGUGGUGGAGGGGGCGCAGGCGAUGCGACACAUCAUUACCACCCUCAGCGAACUCAGCUACACCAGCGCCGUCUCGACGGACGACUAUGUUGACGGCGGCGGCCACGUCGACGUGGCCGCCGUGCGAGCGGCGAUGGAGAGCUACCUCGUCUUGCUCGACCCUGGUGUGAUGUUCUUCCUGAGCAGCCCCGUUCCUGUCGAUGACCUCUUCCGCUACGUGCGCUGCGACGGCCCGCCGUCGAUGCUGCCCCACACGCUGGGUCGCAAAAGCACCUUCGUCGAGGUGGUACGGCUGCAGCACCUCGCGGAGACAAUCCAGUACGCGAUGGAGAUGCAGGACGCGAUCCUCAUUGCGAGCCAGUACAACCACCUCGUCGCGGUGCAUCGCAAGCGCGUUCAGCAGCAGCGGCACAACACCCGAGCCACGCCGCGCUCACUGGCGGAGGAGCUGCAGAUGGACGGUGUGGUGGUCAGGCAGAGCAUGGACUUGAUCCUCAACGCGGCGCCACUCCUUCCCCGCGACCCCCACCCAACGGACGCGUCGUUACUGGCGGAGUUGGCGGAUGGCAACGAUGCGGCCGGCACUCGUCCUGCCCAACACCCCGCAGGAGACGACGAAGAGGAUGAAGAUGUUAUGCUGGGACAAGAGGCGGAGGCGGAGGGGAAGGGGGAGGAGGUGCUACUGCGCGCCAUCCUCAUCGCCCUCUGCUGCGCGGACCCGACGAAGCCUGUCAACGAGGUGCAGGAAUACCUGCGCCACCUCCUCGUCCUCUAUGCCGAGGUCCGUGACGCGCACAACCGGCCCAUCGAGAGCACCGACCCGCUGCAAGUCGCCCACGUCCGCGCGGCAGCGGCGGAGCUGACGAUGGUGGAUUGGUUCGGGCAGACGGCGGCGGACGGUACGCGGCUGCCGGGCACGGCGCCGGCGCGGUGCGAUGAAGUUCGCGUGAACGCCGAGGAGCUUGCGGCGCUGUGCCCGCGUGUGCUGGGCCGACGGGUGGGGCCGGCCAGCACCGCCGUUGCCGACGCCGCGGCCGUCAUCUCCGCCUCGGCGGUGGCGCUGGCUAAGGACGCAGCGAGGCACGAUAGCGAAGACUCCGUGGUGAUGGCGAACACGACUUCACGCCCGCCGCUGGCUCAGUGA